Messenger RNA from Rhagoletis zephyria (snowberry fruit fly), 2797 nucleotides. The record is from RefSeq and is a predicted model, not a curated record. Lineage: Eukaryota; Metazoa; Arthropoda; Insecta; Diptera; Tephritidae.
AUGACUCGAGGACGAAAGCGAAAGGCCGUGGAUACGAAGCCUCGCGAGGAGGCUGUUGACAAGCAAGAAGCUGAGGAGAAACAGCAGCCGACCGAAGACGUACCUGCGUCACCUGAGAAUAAACGAGGGAACCUUCGACGCCGCGAUACACUGCGGGCCAACAAGCGCUACUCACCUCCACCACCGGCGCCAAAGCGAUCACGCGGCACGAACCGUCUCUCCUUUCCCUCCACCAGUCACUCUAAUCAUUCGUUCAAUGCCGGAGUCAAUGACGCCACUGAAGAUGCCUCCUCAUCGUCCACACCGACAGCAACUCCUUCAACAGCAAAGUCCACCAGUGACACUGUGUCGUCGGCCGCCUCCACUGCAACCGGCUCCGGCCGAAGAAAGUCUCUGGGCCUGCGAAAGACAGACGCCAGUGCCUCCGCCUCUGCCACUACUGUCACUACGGUGGAGAACAUUGAAAUAUCGAAGAAGGAAGGGGACCAAAUUGUCCUCCAACUGAAGGAUGGAACACAGCAAAGUAUUCAACUACCGAAGAGUAAUGCCGUUGCUAAGGAGGAUGAGGGCGAGGCGCCGGCAGCGAAGGACAAUGAUCCGGACUACAAGCCGGCUCCUCGAUCCUCGGGCCGGCGAAAGUCGGAGCUACCAUCAACAGCCACCACUGUUACCUCAGCCACUGCUACCGAGACCGUUACCAUCACCACCACCGGCGGCAGUGGUGACCCUCACAAGACGCCCCGCGUCUCCAACCUCACCACCGUCAAGCUGACCAGUCAGUCUGGGUCGCUGUCGCUGAGCAAGGCCAACGUCAUUGCGGCAACCUCGUCGGUGAACAAAAGCCACAUCGUCUCCAAUGCUUCGGCCAUGAGCAAGGCCAAUCUUCCCGCCAUUCUCAAGCCGGCCAGCGCACCAAACACGCCUCUUGCCGGCGGGCUGGUGCUGAAGAGCGCCACCGCUGCGACCUCCAACCGCCGCCAAGGGGGCACCAAUCAGAUGGGCAAGUACAUUGACAACCUCCCCGAGGUGGUCGACUGCAUCAACGCGGACAACAUUGACGACAAGAACAUGGCAAAGCUGCCCGACCGUAUCAUGCUGGUCAACUCGGAGCUGCCGCUGCACCUUUCCGUCGACCUUGAUAACGCCCACAAGGACUAUCUCUUUUUGCAAAUCAUAUCACCGGUGCAGUCGAACCGCUUCAUCUGCCUGCUGUGCAAGGGCAUCGACGUCAACUUCUCCACGAAGGAGGAGAAGGACAUUCUCCUGCACUACCAGUCGCUGCACGAGCUGGACGUGGACAUUGGCCAGGCAAAGUUCUCCGAGGAGACCGUCUUCAUCUGUCUGCCGAAGAUGGUGCUCUCGCAGCUGGACGGCUCCCAAAAUUCCCUCUCCCUCAACUCGGCCUGUCAGUACUGUGAGUCGCGCCUGAACGACAUACCCGACAUGAAGAACCACUACAGGCAGGAGCACCAAAAAGAGGUCAUCCUGAUGGAGCAGGAGGAGAUCAUGAAGAUGCACCACAACUUCUACUGUCACAAGUGCAAGCACUCCUCGGCGGACUUUGACUCGCACCACAAGCACAUGAAGGAGAACCACCAGCUGAAGACCUACCGCUGCAAGUCCUGCGUCCUCGUCACCCAGGACGAAAGUCGCCUGCGCACCCACUACAAGGCGAAGCACAUGCUGCACACCUCGGGCCAGAACUACAGCUGCUUCUACUGCCACGGGCUGCUGAUUGGCGUGGAGCGCCUGCUGAAGCACAUUCAGCAGGCGCACAUGGUGCAGACGGGCACUGACUUUAGCUGCAUCAGCUGCAUGCAGCAGUGCGGCCGCGGCAAGGACCUGCUGAACCACGCGGAGCGCUGCUCGCUGGCCGGCAUCAAGCCGGAGCAGCACAACUUCCACUACGUCAACCCGAUGCCCGACCCGAGGCCGCCAGCGGAGGGCGAGGUCGACUGCUACUUCUGCUCGGUCCGCCUGGAGAGUCAGGAGGUCUACGAGCUGCACCUCCACCACGAGCACAUGAAGUGGAUCAGCAAGGCGGCGUCGCCGGUGGAGAAGAAGGAGGAGGAGGAAGAGGAGGGCGAGAAUGGCGUCGGCAGCAGCAGCACCGGCAGCACCACCCAGAAGCUGCUCACCAUCAACGACGUCAUCUCGGAGGAGGAUGUGGAGCGGGCGCAGAUUAAGACCUACAACCACAUUGAGGUGGAGGAUCACUCGCAGAAGUCCGUCAUCUCCCAUCCGGACGAGGUGUCGGUGUGCACCUACUGCGACAUUUACUUUGCCAGCGAGGAGGCGCUGGUGAAUCACCUGAUCACCGAUGCCCACAUCAACAAGUUCACCUCUUCGGGGCACUUUCACCGGACGGAGCCGCGCAACUUCAAGUGCAAGGCCUGUCACACCUUCUUCGGCAUGAAGGAGUCCUACAUUCACCACCUGGAGACGGAGGACCACAAGUACAUGUGUCACUACUGUGGCAUUACCACGGCUACGCCAAGCGCUCGACGAGCCCACGUGCAGAACACGCACCCGGAGCGGCUGAGUUUCUGCGAGGAGUGCGCCGAGCAGCACACCGACAUCAUGGCGCACUUUGUCAGCCACGGCUUCACCUUUGACUGUCAGAAGUGCGUCAAGAAGUUCUACAAUCGCGAGCGCCUGAACGCCCACAUGGAGGUGCACCUCGAUGCGAUUCAGUGCAACUGGCCGGGAUGCAAUCGGAUGAUUGCCACGCGCUCCAUGCUCGUCACGCACUACCGCGGCCACAAGAGCGAGCACAAGUGCAACAUCUGUGGUCAAG